AAAACCAGAAUACAUACGUCAGAUUUAGGUCACAGUGAAGUCACAUGAAACAUCUCUAGCAUAAUACCAAUUCUAUCUCGCUUUUACCGAUGUUAAGUGUAAAACACAGGACUAGCUAGUUUAACGAAGGGUUGCCAACAGAAUCAAUCAUGGACGAGGACGGUUUACCUAUUGUAGGAUCUGGAAUAGAUCUGACCAAGGUCCCAGCCAUACAGCAGAGGAGAGUCGUUGCUUAUCUCAACCAGUUCAUUGUGCACACUGUCCGGUUCCUCAAUCGUUUUUCAACGGUUUGCGAAGAGAAGCUUGCUUCCAUAUCACUUCGGAUCCAGCAAAUUGAAACUACCCUGAGCAUUUUGGAAGCAAAGCUGUCCUCCAUCCCGGGCCUGGAGGACGUCAGGGUAGAAGGUGUUAGUCCGCGGCCAGCUACAGAGGCCAACGGUCCAGUCGCAGUACCAAGUCAGCCCAAGACUCACAUGGCUGUGGCUGUCUCACCUCCUGAGGCUCCUUCAAAAACACCAGAACCUCCCCAGGGACGAAAUGCAGCGGAGGCAUCGGGAGAAGGUUUGAUGACUGUCGCCAAGGAUCCACAGUACGCGAGAUAUCUGAAGAUGGUGCAAGUGGGUGUUCCAGUAAUGGCGAUAAAGAAUAAAAUGGUCCUGGAAGGUUUGGAUCCCAACCUCCUUGACACUCCGGAUGCACCUGUGCCUGAUACAGGCAGGAAGAAAGACGCAGAGUAUAAUGAUGAUGACAGCAAUGAUGGCAGCGAAUCCUCAUUCAGUGAUUGAUCUGCUUUCUUCCUCACUAUGAAACUGCCUAUAGGGAAUGCGCUCAAGUCCUUUGUACUGUGCUGAUUUAAGGACAAAGAAGGACUACAUGCCAGUGUGUGCUUCAAAGACAGAACGACAGUGCCACCAGACAGAAAAGUCCUGCUUCUGUGAAUGAUUCAGGAUGUGUUGGACUCGGACUGAAUGUCUGCAACAACUAGCUGAGAACAUCAGCCACCAACAUUUAAUGUUACAUGGGUGUUGCUCUUUCCACUGAUGCUUUUGACAGGCCGUGGAUAUGGGGUUACCUUAUUGACAUGGUUUAAAAGUAAAACACAAUCACAACCAUUGAAAAUACAAACCAUCACAUUAUUUUAGCAUAUUGUUUUCUGUAGACUGGAGUAGGCCAACAUUGCCCCCAUCUCACUGUCAUGCAAACAUUCCAGUGCCUUGGAUUUCAUUUGGAUUAGAGGCCACAUUUAUUUGAAUUAGUUUGACUGUGGUGUCUGUGUAAGGCUUGAAAUUAGCACUGAAUGGGUGAUUCAAUAUUUUAUCUGUCAUAAUGUUGUAACAACAUUUGAUGAUUACUAUUUUACACUACAAUUGCUAUUUGAAUAAUUGUUUAGGCAUAUGAACGUUUUGAAGGACUCUUCUGGAAUAAUUUGGUAUUUUUCAUUGAGACAUUAAGUUGUUGAAAGGAAAUUGUGAAGGAAAACAUACUAAUUGCACUUUGGGUUAAUAUAUAAUGGAAAAACACCACUAGUUGUGAGCAAAGCAUAAAUUGCAAUGAUCUCUAGGCAAUUAACAGUAGUAUCUAAUGUGAAUUCACAACCUUAUUAUUAUGUAUUUUAAUCCAAGAACUAAUCAUGUUUAAACUUUCAGUUCCUUGAUGUGUUGUGAAGGAAUUAUGCUAACCUGAAAGUCAAUCUUUAUAUAGCACAUCCUUCAUCCAAACAAAUGCUUAGAGAUUAGAUCUUUACAUUGUUUGAAACCUUGAGAUCUGAGGGUUGAUUCAGUUUUGCCCCAAAAAAAUAAAGUUUUGCCUAAAGCUG
Molecule: messenger RNA, 1816 nt
Organism: Esox lucius (northern pike)
Lineage: Eukaryota; Metazoa; Chordata; Actinopteri; Esociformes; Esocidae
Gene: washc3
Product: WASH complex subunit 3
Exons: 6
Coding region: 150-785 (211 amino acids)
Biological process (GO): exocytosis; actin filament polymerization
Cellular component (GO): WASH complex
Source: RefSeq, a predicted model, not a curated record